UCAAAGACACAAUAUCUUAGGGUAAGGGUACGAGGGUACUACCCAUGGAGAUGAUGAAAGGCCGUGAGGGAAUUCCCGCUAAUCCUCCAAUAUUCCACUUUUGAUACGGACGAUACCCCGCACUAUUCGACGGGCACGAACCUCGGGGGUGGAAAUCGCGAAAAAAACCAAACAUCGCCAAUUACUGCUUGUGAUUGGAAUUCAGGUUUUAAUAGCAGCGGCACUAGCAGCAUCUGCAUGAAAGAAAAACUCGGUCCAUUGGGCCUUGCAUAACUCCGAAUGCUUCUGAGGCUGUAUGGCAUGCAAGCGUAACAUCUUUUCUUCAAAAAUCAUCUACAGCUUUGAUUUCUUCAUCAAAUUCGACUUUCAGCGCCAUUUAGAAAGCUUUCCCAGCUUAUAAAUGAGAUAGUCGUUUUCAAAAUGCCUAGCGAAUAUCAGGGCAUUCUUGAUGUUGGGUUUAUGGAUGAAAUCAAGACAGACCAGCCAUUAUUGUCCCCAAUCGCUACCAAAGCACCUGUGAAAUACUGGAAACCGAAAAGGCUAUGCCCGGAUUUUAUAAAGCCUUCAUUUCUAAGCAGGACCAGAGCACCGGCAAAACCGCUCCAUGCAACGGCGUGGCUUGACGGGUUGAGAGGUUAUGCAGCAUUCUUGGUGUAUGUUCUACAUCAUGAACUAUGGGCCCACACCUUAGUAUAUGGCAAUUGGGUCAUGGAGAUGGGUUUUGGCUAUGAGAAAAAAUACUAUUUGAUUCAAUUACCUUUCCUGCGAACAUUCUUCACCGGUGGCCAUCUCGCUGUAACCACGUUCUUUGUUAUUUCAGGAUAUGUUCUCUCGAGAAAACCGUUGAUGCUCAUUCAAUCAGGAGAUUUGGCAAAGUUUGGAGAUAAUCUUGCAUCGGCAUUAUUCAGACGCUGGAUACGGUUAUGGCUCCCAGUGAUCGCCACGACGCUUAUAUAUCUCACCAUAUGGCAUAUUUUCAAUAUCUAUCCUGCACCAAGAUCUGAGCAUGAAGAGAAGUGGACCAGCGAGGUAUGGAAAUGGUAUCUGGAGUUCAAGAACUUCAGUUAUAUUUUCCGAACCGGAGGAGACCCUUGGUUCACCUAUAAUGUUCACGUGUGGUCAAUACCUGUUGAGAUCAAAGGGUCUAUCACCAUUUACACGGCACUUAUGGCAUUCUCGAGAUGUUCACGGAAUGCUAGACUCUACCUCGAGCUCGGUUUGAUAUAUUACUUCAUGUACAUUGCGGAUGGUGCUCACAAUGCAAUGUUUGUGGCUGGUAUGCUUCUUUGCGAUUUGGAUUUACUCGCCGAAAAUGAUGACUUGCCCGGUUUCUUCUCCAAGUUCGAUUCCUGGAAAGAACUCAUCUUUUUCAACCUUUUUAUCGCCGCCAUGUAUCUUGGAGGCGUGCCUACUUAUGAUUUGGAUCUUAAGGUAUUGCGAAACUCUCCCGGAUGGUAUUAUUUAUCGUACUUGAAGCCGCAGGCCGUAUUCGAUUACAAAUGGUUUUAUCUUUUCUUCGCCGCAACCUUUCUCGUGGCAUCUAUUCCUCGAAUUCCAUGGCUGAAGAGCUUCUUCGAAUGUCGAUUCUGUCAGUAUAUGGGACAUGUGUCUUUUGCUUUCUAUCUUGUGCAUGGACCUGUCAUGGUAAUUCUGGGCGAUAGAUUGUAUUCAGCGGUAGGCUGGUCAAAAGAAAUGUCUGAGGAGAUGGGGCCCUGGAGAAACAUCUUUCCAAUAUCAAAAGCUGGACCGUUCGGCAUGGAGCUUAGCUUCUUUGUUCCGCAUUUGAUUAUCUUGCCCGUUACUCUUUGGGCUGCGGAGAUUGUUACAAAAUUGGUCGACGAACCUACUGUUAGGUUUGCACAAUGGCUAUACAAGAAAACACUCGCACCAUCGCCUCGUUUGUAAAAAUAUGGGGCUGAAUAUUGGGUAUCGGUAUACUUGUUUUAGACGUUGUAUAAUUAAAUUAGAUGUCAUGGAUUGUGCCUUGGAAUGCAUGAGGAGUUUGAUUUUAGCCUGAUAUGUUCAAAAUGAAUACCAACAAUUGGUUUGCUGUCACAAGCUCAUGCCGCUUUUGCUCCUCUACCCCUGAAGCCGCGAUGUCAAAUCCGCAAGAUGCCCCGCGGAGUCCGCCAAAUGCAUCUGCAGGCAGGGGACGGACUACUGCAUAUGUAACUUCGCAAUAUUUUCCAACUUCGAGAGAAGAUUCCUUGCAACCAAAAUUAUUG
Sclerotinia trifoliorum is the source of this 2225-nucleotide messenger RNA. The record is from the annotation of a GenBank genome assembly. NCBI's taxonomy places the organism in Eukaryota, Fungi, Ascomycota, Leotiomycetes, Helotiales, Sclerotiniaceae.